CAUCUCGCCACCAUGGCCUACUCCCUUGCAUCCCGCCCAAAGCGGCCCUCAACAGCCUCAUCCCUCAUGAGCAAGCUCACCCUCAUCGCCUUUGUCCUCGUCGCCCUUCUCUGCUUCCUCCCUGCCGGCGUGCGCGCCGAGGACAAGGAGGACGUAGGUACUGUUAUCGGUAUUGACUUGGGAACCACCUACUCUUGUGUCGCUGUCCAGCGAGGCGGAAAGGUCGAGAUCAUCGCCAACGACCAAGGAAACCGUAUCACCCCCUCAUGGGUCGCAUUCACCGAAGAGGAACGUCUCAUCGGUGACGCCGCCAAGAACCAGGCUUCCAAUAACCCCGAGAACACUGUCUUUGACGCCAAGCGACUCAUCGGUCGGUACUUUAGCGACCCCGAUGUCACUCGUGACAGGAAGCACUGGCCUUUCAAGAUUGUCAGCAAGGAGGGCAAGCCCAUGAUCCAGGUCAACCACAGGGGCGACCUCCGAGACUUUACUCCCGAGGAAGUUUCUGCCAUGGUUCUCACCAAGAUGAAGGAGACUGCCGAGGCCUACCUUGGCCACAAGGUCACUCACGCCGUCGUGACUGUGCCCGCCUACUUUAACGAUGCUCAGCGAUCUGCUACCAGGGACGCUGGUACCAUCGCCGGUCUUACUGUUCUUCGUAUCGUCAACGAGCCCACCGCCGCCGCCAUCGCCUACGGUCUUGACCGAUCUACCAAGAAAGAGUCCCAGAUCAUUGUGUACGACCUCGGAGGUGGUACAUUCGAUGUCUCCCUUCUUUCUAUCGAGGACGGUGUCUUUGAAGUCUUGGCUACUGCCGGUGACACUCACCUUGGUGGUGAAGACUUUGACAACCGUGUCAUUGAGUACCUCGUCAAGCAGUACAAGAAGAAGACCGACGUCGACGUUUCCAAGAACAACAGGGCUAUGGGUAAACUCAAGCGUGAGGUCGAAAAGGCCAAGCGAACUCUGUCCAGCCAGAUGAGCACCAAGAUUGAAAUCGAGGCUUUCGAGAACGGUAACGACUUUGCCGAGACCCUCACCCGAGCCAAGUUUGAGGAGCUCAACAUGGACCUUUUCAGAAAGACCAUGAAGCCCGUCGAGCAGGUCCUCAAGGACGCUGGUGUCAAGAAGGACGAGGUCGACGACAUUGUGCUCGUUGGUGGUUCUACCCGUAUCCCCAAGGUCCAGCAGCUUUUGAAGGAGUACUUCAACGGCAAGGAGCCUUCCAAGGGUAUCAACCCCGACGAGGCCGUUGCCUACGGUGCCGCUGUCCAGGGUGGUAUUCUCUCUGGCGAGGCCGGAAGCAGCGAUGUCCUCCUCAUCGAUGUCUGCCCUUUGACUCUUGGUAUUGAGACCACCGGUGGUGUCAUGACCAAGCUGAUUGCGCGAAACUCUGUUGUGCCCACCAAGAAGUCUCAAAUCUUCUCUACCGCCGCCGACAACCAGCCCACCGUCAGGAUCCAGGUCUUUGAGGGUGAGCGAUCGAUGACCAAGGACAACAACAUGCUUGGUGAAUUCGACCUCAACAACAUCCCUCCUGCUCCCCGAGGUGUCCCUCAGAUUGAGGUCACUUUUGAGAUUGACGGUGAGUGUCGGUGUCUGCUCUGAGAUUGUUUGCUUAUGUGGUAUAGCCAACGGUAUCCUCCGAGUUUCUGCCGCCGACAAGGGCACUGGCAAGGUCGAGUCCAUUACCAUCACCAACGACCAGCGACGACUCUCCCCCGAGGAGAUUGAGCGCAUGGUCCAGGAGGCGGAGGAGUUCGCCGACGAGGACGCCGCGGUCAAGAAGAGGAUCGAGUCUCAGAACGGUCUCCAGAACUUUAUCUUCUCUCUCAAGUCUCAGGUUGGCGACGCCGAGGGUCUCGGUGGCAAGCUUUCCGAGGAUGACAAGGACACUGUUCUUUCCGCCAUCAAGGAGAAGACUGAGUGGCUUGAGGAGCACCCCCAGGCGGAGGCCGAAGACUACGAGGAGCAGCUCUCUGAGCUCCAGGCUACUGUCGCUCCCAUCACUUCCAACUUGUACAGUGGUGGUGGCAGCGCCUACGACGAGGAGAUGCCUUUCGGUGGUCACGACGAGCUCUAAGCAGUGGAUUGUAGAGAGUCAUAAAAAAUCAGCCUAUCCCAGGGAUGAUGAUGCAUCAAUUGAACAUGAAGC
Molecule: messenger RNA, 2155 nt
Organism: Cryptococcus amylolentus CBS 6039
Lineage: Eukaryota; Fungi; Basidiomycota; Tremellomycetes; Tremellales; Cryptococcaceae
Product: chaperone DnaK, variant
Exons: 8
Coding region: 13-1608 (531 amino acids)
Biological process (GO): endoplasmic reticulum unfolded protein response; cellular response to unfolded protein; protein refolding
Cellular component (GO): endoplasmic reticulum chaperone complex; endoplasmic reticulum lumen; membrane
Molecular function (GO): heat shock protein binding; misfolded protein binding; ATP hydrolysis activity
Source: RefSeq, a predicted model, not a curated record